Molecule: messenger RNA, 1524 nt
Organism: Rotaria sp. Silwood1
Lineage: Eukaryota; Metazoa; Rotifera; Eurotatoria; Philodinida; Philodinidae
Source: the annotation of a GenBank genome assembly
AUGUCUGGAGUUGAACUUGAUCUUGCUUGUCCAGAAAUUGAUGUUGAUGAUUUUUCAUCAGUAUCAAAAUCCAAUCAACAUGAAAAUGUUUUUGCCGAGGAUGAUCAAAUAUUGGAAUCAAAUGAUGAAAUAACAUCACUUGAGUUAACUAAUGUCAAUAAUCUUGAAACUCAAAUAUCAUCAAACGAUAAUAACAUUACAACAACCGAUCACUAUUCUAAUGAAGAAUCUAUUGAUUCACAAUCAAAUCAGAUGCAAACGAGAAUAACACAAGAAAAUGAACAAUAUAAAUCAACAUUAACAAAUACUAUACAAACUCCAAUUGAAGUACAAUCAAUACCAAUUCAUGAUGAAAAACAAACUGGUGCUUUACAAAAUAUAUUUCAUGAUACUGUUUAUUUUUUAAUUAAAAGUGGAAAUGAAGAAAAUGUUUCAUUAGCUAAAGCUAAAGGUGUAUGGUCAACACCACCUGCAAAUGAAAAUAAACUUAAUCGAGCAUUUCGACAACAUCGAAAUGUUAUAUUAAUUUUUUCAGUUGCUGAAAGUAAAGCAUUUCAAGGUUUUGCACGUAUGUCAUGUGAAGCUCGUCAUGAUAGUCAACCAAUUAAUUGGGUUUUACCACCUGGUAUGAGUAAUCGAGCUUUUUCUGGUGUUAUCUAUAUUGAUUGGAUUUCUCGACGAAGUUUACCAUUUAAUCAAACUUUACAUUUAUUUAAUUCAUGGAAUGAAAAUAAACCUGUUAAGAUUGGACGUGAUGGACAGGAAAUUGAACCACGUUGUGCCGAAACUUUAUGUCGUUUAUUUCCAUCUGAUCCAACAAUUGAUAUUCUAUCAAUAUCAAGAAAAGCAGAUAAACAUAAAUCAUCAUCACGAUCACCAUUAUCAAUAAAUCCAUCAAAAGAUAUAAAUCAUCGUUCAUCUACAUCUAUUGAUCGUCAUAGACGUCAUCGAUCAAGAAGUCGAGAACGUAACAGUAAAGAAUUACAUCGUAAACGACGACAUCGAUCAACAUCAUCAAAUUCGGAUCAUGGUAAUAAACGUAGUCCAAAUCGAAAACAUACACAUCGUAAUAAUGAUGAUCCAUCAUUACCUAAUAAGUUCGAUAAAAGAAUGUCACAUAUAAUGGCGAAAGGAACAUAUGAAGAUUAUGUAAAAUAUAUGCUUGAAACUCAAGCACAAUAUACUGGAUAUGCGCCACCUAUGUUUCCAUCAACGGUAACUUAUCCAAUGGUUUAUGAUCCAACUAGUCUUUAUACAAUGGGAUAUGAUUCUCAUAGUAUACAUAGUGGAGCUUAUAAUGAUCCAAUAAAUAUGUAUUUACCUCAACCAUCUUCAUCGGUAUCUCACAAUACAACUGAAUACGAACAAGAAAUAAAUGCAUUUCUUCGUCAUACAACAUCAUCAUCAUCUCAUAAAGAAAAUGAUAAUGGUAAUCGAUCACAUAGAAAUCAUCAUUAUCAUCAUCAUCAUCAUAAAUCAUCAUCAUUUCGGCAUCGUUCAAAAUCUCGUGAAUAUCGUCAUUAG